CAGUGUCUGGGUUGUUGUUCCCCGGGGUUCCACUAGAUGUCCUCCUUCUCACGGUGUCUGUCCCAGAUCACUUCCUGUUCCCUUAUAUGGUCACCUUCCUCCUUGUUAUGUGAUUGAUUGUUCACCCCACCUGUCUCCUGUUUCCCAAUUAUCCUUCUGUGUAUAAAUACCCAGUCUGUCUUAGUCUAUGUUACGGAGUCCUUGUCUGAUGUCAUUGUGUUUCAGGUCCAUCAGUCUUGCUUUGUCUUACCCUAUGUGUCUCAUUCUCUCGUUCCACCAGACUUCCUCUACCUUUCCGUUCUUCCGAGUUCCCCGUUUCAUCCGGUUCCCUUUUUGUUUGAUUUGUCUCUCAUGACUGUUUAUUUUGUAUUUACCCCUCUGUUUAAAUAAAACCCUUACCUGCAUUUGGAUCUACCCUCUCUUUGUGUUUUUCCCCAAUACCUAUCGUGACAGAAGGACUCCGUCAUGCCUAGAUCCAGCGGUGUGGGAUUUCGAAUCGGUUCCCCAGCCACCAUGGAGGAACGGAGGGGGAGAUACCAGAACUUAAUCACCCUUCAUCAAGAGGGAAGUGAGGUGGGUGGCCUGGCGCAAUUGUUUUGGACUAUGGCAGUCGGGCUAGGUUACAAUGAUGCAGCACUAAAGGAUUUAUUUAAUAAUUGCCUGGAUGAUCCUUUACCUUCAUGGGAGAUGAAGGGGUUAGAGAUACUGGACUUUUGGGGGUUUACCAAUUACCUGCACCAUCGUGCCCAGUGGGAUGCAACAACCACACCAGAGUGUCCAGACAAGGCUGCCAGCUCAGCCCCACAGCACAAGAUGGGCGCCAGCCCAACCCCACAGCACAGGAUGGCCGCCAACCCAGCCCCACAACCCAAGAUGGCCACCAACCCAGCCCCACAGCCCAAGAUGGCCGCCAACCUAGCGUCACAGCCCAAGAUGGCCGCCAGCCCAGCACCACAGCACAAGAUGGCCGACUCAACGCCACCGACUCCCCAUCGUAGAGGGCGGAGGAGGAGACAGGCAGCUGCUGUUCCCGAGGCGGAGCCCGAGGCAGUUCCCGAGGCGGUGCCCGAUGCAGUUCCCGAGGCGAAGCCCGAUGCAGUUCCCGAUGCAGUUCCCGAGGCGGUGCCCGAUGCUGUUUCCGAGGCGGUGCUCGAUGCAGUUCCCGAGGCGGUGCUCGAUGCAGUUUCCGAGGCGGUGCCCGAUGCAGUUUCCGAGGCGGUGCUCGAUGCAGUUCCCGAGGCGGUGCCCGAUGCAGUUUCCGAGGCGGUGCCCGAUGCAGUUCCCGAGGCGGUGCCCGAUGCUGUUCCCGAGGCGGAGCCCGAUGCUGUUCCCGAGGCGGAGCCCGAUGCAGUUCCCGAGGCGGUGCCCGAUGCUGUUCCCGAGGCCGAGGUCGUUCCCGAGGCGGUGCCCGAUGCAGUUCCCGAGGCGGAGCCCGAUGCUGUUCCCGAGGCGGAGCCCGAUGCUGUUCCCGAGGCGGAGCCCGAUGCAGUUCCCGAGGCGGUGCCCGAUGCUGUUCCCGAGGCGGAGCCCGAUGCAGUUCCCGAGGCGGUGCCCGAUGCUGUUCCCGAGGCCGAGGUCGUUCCCGAGGCGGUGCCCGAUGCAGUUCCCGAGGCGGAGCCCGAUGCAGUUCCCGAGGCGGAGCCCGAUGCUGUUCCCGAGGCGGUGCCCGAUGCUGUUCCCGAGGCGGUGCCCGAUGCUGUUCCCGAGGCGGUGCCCGAGGUUGUUCCCGAGGCGGUGCCCGAUGUUGUUCCCGAGGCGGUGUCCGUUACAGUUCCCGAGGCGGUGACCACAAGGCCGUGGUGGUCUUCGGCUCCGCCCUGGGAGACUCUGGCGGUGACCACGAGGACGUGGUGGUCAUCCGCUCCGCCCUGGGGGACUCUGGCGGUGACCACGAGGACGUGGUGGUCGUCCGCUCCACCCUGGGGGACUCUGGUGAUGACCAUGAGGACAUGGUGGUCUUCUGCUCCGCCCUGGUGGACUCCGGCCUCGACCACAGAGACGUGGUGGUCUUCCGCUCCGCCCUGGAGGGUUUUGACUUUGACCACAAGGCCAUGGUGAUCUUCCGCUCCGCCCUGGAGGGCUCUGGCCUUGACCACACGGCGGUGGUGGUCAUCUGCUCCGUCCUAGUGGACGCCUCAACAUGUCCUUCAUGGACUUAUGUUUUGUGUUUUUUGAGUUCUGUUUCUGUCUGUUCCUUUUUGUUUAGUCUGGCCCUCCGUCCCUCCCCCUGUACCUCCUCCGGUCCUCCUCCCUCCUGGUCUCCCGGUUUUAUGUAUCAUUUCUGGUGUUUGUUCCCCUUGUGUUCCUUUUCUGGCCCUCCGUCCCUCCCCCUGAGCCUCCACCUGUCCGCCUCCCUCCUGGUCUCUGUGUCAUGUUUUGUCUUUAAGCGUCUGGUAGCCGCUCCGUAGAGGGGGGGUACUGUCACAGUGUCUGGGUUGUUGUUCCCCGGGGUUCCACUAGAUGUCCUCCUUCUCACGGUGUCUGUCCCAGAUCACUUCCUGUUCCCUUAUAUGGUCACCUUCCUCCUUGUUAUGUGAUUGAUUGUUCACCCCACCUGUCUCCUGUUUCCCAAUUAUCCUUCUGUGUAUAAAUACCCAGUCUGUCUUAGUCUAUGUUACGGAGUCCUUGUCUGAUGUCAUUGUGUUUCAGGUCCAUCAGUCUUGCUUUGUCUUACCCUAUGUGUCUCAUUCUCUCGUUCCACCAGACUUCCUCUACCUUUCCGUUCUUCCGAGUUCCCCGUUUCAUCCGGUUCCCUUUUUGUUUGAUUUGUCUCUCAUGACUGUUUAUUUUGUAUUUACCCCUCUGUUUAAAUAAAACCCUUACCUGCAUUUGGA
This is a messenger RNA of Carassius gibelio (silver crucian carp), 2834 nucleotides long. Its product is annotated as nematocyst expressed protein 3-like. The record is from RefSeq and is a predicted model, not a curated record. The transcript has 2 exons. Bases 466 to 2058 code for a protein of 530 amino acids. Lineage: Eukaryota; Metazoa; Chordata; Actinopteri; Cypriniformes; Cyprinidae.